CGGAUAAACAGGAAGCGGGCGGUAGAGGCCGGAGAGGAGCCGCCGGGGCCAGGAGAGCAAACAGUGGAGGGGUUGAGACUGUCGGGAGGGCACACGGGGGGCUAACGGAGGACCAAGACGAGCCUUGGCUUUUUGCUUCCAGGGAACAAGAGCUUGCCGCCUCGCUGUCUGCUGAGGCUUCCGGCUCCCUUGCUUAGGCGGAGGCUCCGGCUGACAAAGGGCUCGCGCUGGUGCCGCCGCCCUUCUCAUCCGGGCACUCGGGCCCCUGCGGAGCGAGGGGGAGGGGAAGCGCGGCGGGGGCGCGCGCUCGGCGCCGAGGGGCCCUUGGCGGGGCUGCGGGGCUGCAGCCCAACCGACGGAGGCCCGAGAGGACCCGCCGAGGUGGCGGCGGCCGGGGGCAGGAGGAUGGUGCAAAAGGACAGCCAGGCGACGCUGGAAGAGCGAGAGAGCGAGCUCAGCUCCAACCCUGCCGCCUCCGCAGGGACGUCGCUGGAGCCGCCGGCAGCUCCAGCCCCUGGAGAAGACAGCCCAGCCGGGGCCGGGGCAGCGGCGGGGGCAGGGGCGGCCGCAGGGGCUCGGAGGUUCCUGUGUGGCGUGGUGGAAGGAUUUUAUGGAAGACCUUGGGUUAUGGAACAGAGGAAAGAACUCUUCAGAAGGCUGCAGAAAUGGGAAUUAAAUACCUACUUAUAUGCCCCAAAAGAUGACUACAAACAUAGAAUGUUUUGGCGAGAAAUGUAUUCAGUAGAAGAAGCUGAGCAACUUAUGACUCUCAUCUCUGCUGCCCGGGAAUAUGAGAUCGAGUUCAUCUACGCUAUCUCACCUGGAUUAGACAUCACCUUUUCCAACCCCAAAGAAGUCUCUACACUAAAGCGCAAACUGGACCAGGUUUCUCAGUUUGGGUGCAGGUCAUUUGCCCUGCUUUUUGAUGAUAUUGACCAUAAUAUGUGUGCAGCAGACAAGGAGGUGUUCAGUUCUUUUGCUCAUGCUCAGAUCUCCAUCACAAAUGAAAUUUAUCAGUACCUAGGAGAGCCAGAAACUUUCCUCUUCUGCCCCACAGAGUAUUGUGGCACUUUCUGUUACCCAAAUGUAUCUCAGUCUCCUUACUUAAGGACUGUGGGAGAAAAACUUCUACCAGGAAUUGAAGUACUUUGGACAGGUCCAAAAGUUGUUUCUAAAGAAAUUCCAGUGGAGUCCAUUGAAGAGGUUUCUAAGAUCAUUAAGAGGGCUCCAGUAAUUUGGGAUAACAUUCAUGCUAAUGAUUAUGAUCAGAAGAGACUGUUUCUGGGCCCAUACAAAGGAAGAUCCACAGAACUUAUCCCACGACUAAAAGGAGUCCUCACUAAUCCCAACUGUGAAUUUGAAGCCAACUAUGUCGCCAUCCACACUCUUGCCACCUGGUACAAGUCAAACAUGAAUGGAGUAAGAAAAGAUGUAGUGAUGACUGACAGUGAAGACAGUACUGUAUCAAUCCAGAUUAAGUUGGAAAAUGAAGGCAGUGAUGAAGAUAUCGAAACUGAUGUACUCUAUAGUCCACAGAUGGCUCUGAAGCUAGCUUUAACAGAGUGGUUGCAGGAGUUCGGUGUACCUCAUCAAUACAGCAGUAGGCAAGUUGCACACAGUGGAGCUAAAGCAAGUGUAGUGGAUGGGACUCCUUUAGUGGCAGCGCCUUCUUUAAAUGCUACAACGGUAGUCACAACAGUUUACCAGGAGCCCAUUAUGAGCCAAGGAGCAGCUUUGAAUAGUGACCCUUCCCCUCUGAGCAAGGAAGAAGAAAAGAAACAGCCAGAUGAGGAGCCCAUGGACAUGGCUGUAGAAAAACAAGAAGAAACAGACCACAAGAAUGAUAGUCAAAUACUAACUGAAAUUGUUGAAGCUAAAAUGGCAGAGGAAUUGAAGCCAAUGGACACUGAUAAAGAGAGCCUGGCGGAAUCAAAAUCCCCAGAGAUGUCUAUGCAGGAAGAUUGCAUCAGUGACAUUGCCCCCAUGCAGACUGAUGAGCAGACAAACAAGGAGCAGUUUGUGCCAGGUCCAAAUGAAAAGCCUUUGUACACGGCUGAGCCAGUGACUCUAGAGGACUUGCAGUUACUUGCCGAUUUGUUCUACCUUCCUUAUGAGCACGGACCCAAAGGAGCACAGAUGUUACGGGAGUUCCAGUGGCUCCGAGCAAAUAGCAGUGUUGUCAGUGUCAAUUGCAAAGGGAAAGACUCUGAAAAGAUUGAAGAAUGGCGAUCACGAGCAGCAAAAUUUGAAGAGAUGUGUGGACUUGUGAUGGGAAUGUUCACUCGGCUCUCCAACUGUGCCAACAGGACAAUCCUUUAUGACAUGUACUCCUAUGUUUGGGAUAUCAAGAGUAUAAUGUCUAUGGUGAAGUCUUUUGUACAGUGGUUAGGGUGUCGUAGUCAUUCUUCAGCACAGUUCUUAAUUGGAGACCAAGAACCCUGGGCCUUUAGAGGUGGUCUAGCAGGAGAGUUCCAGCGAUUGUUGCCAAUUGAUGGGGCAAAUGAUCUCUUUUUUCAACCACCCCCACUGACUCCUACCUCCAAAGUUUAUACUAUCAGACCAUAUUUUCCUAAAGAUGAGGCUUCCGUGUACAAGAUUUGCAGAGAAAUGUAUGAUGAUGGAGUGGGUUUACCAUUUCAAAGUCAGCCUGACCUCAUUGGAGACAAGUUAGUAGGAGGAUUGCUUUCCCUAAGCCUGGAUUACUGCUUUGUUCUAGAAGAUGAAGAUGGCAUAUGUGGUUAUGCUCUGGGGACUGUAGAUGUGACCCCUUUCAUUAAGAAAUGUAAAAUUUCCUGGAUUCCCUUCAUGCAGGAAAAAUAUACCAAGCCAAAUGGUGACAAAGAACUCUCUGAAGCUGAGAAAAUAAUGCUAAGUUUCCAUGAAGAACAGGAAGUGUUGCCCGAAACUUUCCUUGCCAACUUUCCUUCUCUGAUAAAAAUGGAUAUUCACAAAAAAGUAACUGACCCAAGUGUGGCCAAAAGCAUGAUGGCUUGCCUUCUGUCCUCACUGAAGGCUAAUGGCUCUCGGGGGGCGUUCUGUGAAGUGAGACCAGAUGAUAAAAGAAUUCUGGAGUUUUACAGCAAGUUAGGCUGUUUCGAAAUUGCAAAAAUGGAAGGAUUUCCGAAGGAUGUGGUUAUCCUUGGUCGGAGCCUGUGACAUUUGUUGGCACUGUGAACUGUCCAAAGGUCUCCUAACUCCACCUUGUGGGUGGUGGUUGGGGUCUUCAUACAGUUCAGCUUCUGAAGCGGCAACAAAUCAACUGAAUUGUAAACAAGGAGGACUGAGUAAACUUACCUAUCCCACCUGCAGACUCCUCAACUGUUUGAAAGAAGAUAGUAAUGCUGCAGCUACUGUAUGGAGCUGUGCUGGGGCCUCUUUCUGCAGCUUUGGAUCUUACUUGUUGUGUUAGGUGUCACCAGGACCACCUCCGUGGGUACAUGCAGGGAAGGGGGCUCCUUAAUAAAUGUAGUCAGCACUA
Ochotona princeps (American pika) is the source of this 3478-nucleotide messenger RNA. It is a transcript of the gene OGA, whose product is annotated as O-GlcNAcase. Bases 406 to 3156 code for a protein of 916 amino acids. The record is from RefSeq and is a predicted model, not a curated record. The transcript has 16 exons. Gene Ontology annotation, molecular function: beta-N-acetylglucosaminidase activity. Lineage: Eukaryota; Metazoa; Chordata; Mammalia; Lagomorpha; Ochotonidae. Gene Ontology annotation, biological process: glycoprotein metabolic process.